CUUUUUCCGCCAUUGCAUCGUAUUGCCUCCAUUUUACUCUCGUGUGUAUGUGUGCGUGCGCAGUGUCGGUUUAAACUGGAAAGAAAACAGGACCGAAAGCGGACGCACUGAAAGAUUUCUACAGAAAUGGACGGCAUCAGUGAUGUUGCAGUUGGGGUGAAGAGGGGAUCAGACGAGCUGAGCAUGUACAGCACUCCCAACUCUGGUGUGAGCAGUAUCAGUGACGGAGCGUCCAACGGCAGCGACAGUAAAAAGUUGAGGGUGGAGGAGGCCCCGCCGUCUCGCGUGCUCCACAUCCGGAAACUGCCCAACGAGGCCUCGGAGACGGAAGUCAUCGCCCUGGGUCUGCCUUUUGGCAAAGUCACCAAUAUCCUCACGCUGAAGGGAAAGAACCAGGCGUUCUUGGAGAUGGGCACGGAGGAGGCAGCCAUCACCAUGGUCAACUACUACACCACUGUCAAUCCUCACAUCCGCAAUGUCCCCGUGUUUAUUCAGUACUCCAAUCACAAAGAACUCAAAACCGAUGCCGGCAAUCAGCGGACCCAGGCAGUGCUUCAGGCGGUGUCAGCAGUCCAGUCCGGCGGGUCGCCAAGCUCCGACGUGCAGGAGGCUCUCGCCGCAGCCUCCAGCCCCGUGCUGCGGAUCAUCAUCGAUAACAUGUUUUACCCCGUCACGCUCGACGUCCUGCAGCAGAUUUUCUCCAAGUUCGGCACGGUCAUGAAGAUAAUCACAUUCACCAAGAACAAUCAGUUCCAGGCCCUUCUGCAGUUCAGUGACCCGGUCAAUGCACAGCAGGCCAAACUGGCCCUGGAUGGCCAGAACAUCUACAAUUCAUGCUGCACGCUGCGCAUCGACUUCUCCAAGCUGGUCAACCUAAAUGUCAAGUACAACAACGACAAGAGUCGGGACUACACGCGGCCCGAGCUGCCUGCCGGCGACGGCCAGCCCAGCCUCGACUCCACGGUGGCCGCCGCCUUCAGCAAAGACUCCAACUCCCUCCUCGGUAAGAUCCCAGGAGCCCUGAACCCUUUGAGCGCGGCGGCGGCGGCUGCUGCUGCUGCAGGCAGGGUGGCGCUUGCUGGACAGGCGGGGUCCAGCGGGGUCCUGCUGGUCAGCAACCUCAACGAGGAGAUGGUUGCGCCCCAAAGUCUGUUUACCCUCUUCGGAGUGUACGGCGAUGUCCAGAGGGUGAAAAUCCUUUACAACAAGAAGGACAGCGCUCUCAUUCAGAUGUCAGACGCCAACCAGGCCCAGCUAGCGAUGAGCCACGUGAACGGCCAAAAGAUGUACGGGAAGAUCAUCCGCGUGACGCUGUCCAAGCACCAGACGGUGGCGCUGCCUCGGGACGGCCUGGACGACCAGGGCCUGACCAAGGACUUCGCCAACUCCCCGCUUCACCGCUUCAAGAAACCGGGCUCCAAGAAUUUCCAGAACAUCUUCCCGCCAUCCGCCACCCUCCACCUCUCCAACGUCCCACAAGACGUGACGGAGGAGGACCUGCGGCUGCUCUUCUCAAACGCUGGAGGAACCGUGAAAGCAUUCAAGUUUUUCCAGGAUCGUAAAAUGGCUCUGCUCCAGAUGUCCACAGUGGAGGAGGCCAUCCAGGCCCUGAUUGACCUUCACAACUACAACAUGGGAGGCAACCAGCACCUGAGAGUCUCCUUCUCAAAGUCCACCAUUUAAAGGAGAAGAAGGAAGAAAGCGUGACCCCCAGUCUGGGGGCUGGUGGUCAGAAACCUUACAGACUGUGUCUGUACACUGGGGGGGGGGGGGGGGUCAGUGAAUCAGUUCUGUUGUUGGGGUUUUGUUGAUCCUGUCAUUCCUUUAAGAGAGAGACUGACAUUUUUGACAUCCUGUUUUUGUUUUUAAAAGAAAACAAAUGAGUAUUUUGCAGAUACUGGAUCUUCCCAGCUGUUCUUAACUGUACCUCUGUAUUUCUAUGUCAGGCAAAACUAUUGACAUGAUGGAUUGUCCCCACCCCCCGUAUGAUAGUUUGAUGUAGAUCAGUGUUUAACUCCUUGUUUAGUUAAAAAGAUACAGUACUUAUGUGCCUUACUUGACAAUAUCAACUGUUUCUACAGCGGGACAUGUUCGUUAAUAACCCUCUUAUGCUUUCGAGGCACAUCGGUAUUGGUAUAUAUUUUUGAGGGUUAGUGAGAAUGAAAGCUGUUUUGUCAUCCUCUACACUUUGUUACACUUUUUUAUUUAGCUUUUGGGGGGAGGGGUGGUUUUAGAUUCAUAACAUUUAUCCUUUUUUAGUUGAGAAUAUUCAUGAGAUGGGAAAAUGUAAGAGUUUUACAGCGAUCCCUCGACAGGCAGCUUCACGUUGAGUUCCAUUAUUCCACAAGUACGUUCAGUGUAAGAUCCUCCCCCGCUUUUAAAUUCAAGUAUUUCUAUAUCCGUGUGGUUUAGUUUAUUUGGAAGCCUGACAUCCCCACAGCUAUUCCAUGAGGUGUUUAUUGUCCGUGACAUGGUUUCUAAAGCAUGUUUGGUUAUGAUGGGAUCUCACUGCAGAAAGCGUUGCAUGCUGUGGAAGCAGUGAGAAGAUGAGUCCACUGUGAUUUCUUUGUCAUGUGACCGUUUACAUCGAGAGGGCUACUCAUUUGGACCAAAGUUUCUGUGCCUUUAGUGUUGCUUUAAUUCAUUAGAACAAACAACGAAACAUAUUUGAACACACUGAUGAUGACCCAAACCUUUAAGUGGUGAGUUAAUUCCCAAUUUGUUUGAAACAACCCAACCUUGGCUUGAGGUUAAUGCUCAGAAAUAAAAGUUACAUCUAUUGUAUGUAUUUCUUCCAAGUCUGAUUUUAUACAGCUCCAAAUGUAAGGAUUUGGUUUAGUCCUGAAGAGGCACAAUUAAAGGAUGGAUUGUUUUCUAACACGGGAGGUGCGCCUUGCUGUCCUGCUUUUGUCUUCUUUUGAGUUUUCUCCCUCAUGGUCUCUCUGGUGUAUUCUGCAUUACGUCUGUAGCAUGCUUAAUAAACUAUUCUGUAGCUCUGCAUUCUCCUCUGUCUCUCACGUCUCUGCUCUCCUCUGAAAACAUCUUCAGUCCCACGGUGGGAAAGCAGCCAAAGUGAACGUUGUAGCCACUCAGACAAGAAGCGGCUCUCUAAUAAGCCCGAUGUAGCCCUGUGAUCGCACUAAUUCACAGGACAAGUACAUCUGUGUUGACGCGUUUCCCACCCUGCCAACUGAAGCUACCCCUUUGAUGUCUUGCUCUGCUCUCUUCUGCUAGUUGCCUAUUUUCUAAUCAGUCUCUAAGGGCCUCCGCUCUCCCGACAAUCUGUCUGAUCCAUCUACGUGCUCUCGCACUUUUUAAUCAAUUACAUAAAUGGCCACAUUUGUCAUUUUUCCAAGCUCUGCAUUUCCUCCCCGCCGUCGCCUUCUGAGCAUUUCUCAGUAAACGUCACUUUGUACACACUUGAAUAAUGUUUUGGCAAUUAAAUCCACGUGGUGUUGCUGCAGAAGGUCUGAAGGAAUAAACGUGAGCGAUCUCAA
Cyclopterus lumpus (lumpfish) is the source of this 3497-nucleotide messenger RNA. RefSeq names its product polypyrimidine tract-binding protein 2-like. Gene Ontology annotation, cellular component: nucleus. Gene Ontology annotation, biological process: mRNA processing; regulation of RNA splicing. The transcript has 14 exons. Bases 127 to 1683 code for a protein of 518 amino acids. The record is from RefSeq and is a predicted model, not a curated record. Gene Ontology annotation, molecular function: mRNA binding. NCBI's taxonomy places the organism in Eukaryota, Metazoa, Chordata, Actinopteri, Perciformes, Cyclopteridae.